This is a messenger RNA of Trichoderma aggressivum f. europaeum, 1605 nucleotides long. RefSeq lists its product as uncharacterized. The record is from RefSeq and is a predicted model, not a curated record. Gene Ontology annotation, biological process: amino acid transmembrane transport. The transcript has 4 exons. Gene Ontology annotation, cellular component: membrane. Bases 1 to 1605 code for a protein of 534 amino acids. Gene Ontology annotation, molecular function: L-amino acid transmembrane transporter activity. NCBI's taxonomy places the organism in Eukaryota, Fungi, Ascomycota, Sordariomycetes, Hypocreales, Hypocreaceae.
AUGGCUGCCGUCGAUUCACCAACUCAUUCGAAGGGCGAAGCGGUAUUCGGUGCCACCGACAAUGGAACGCACGUUUCCGAAACAGAGUUCAAGGAGGAGGUUGGAGGAUUGCAGUUCGAUCAAUAUCUUACUGGAGGACUGGGGCGCCAUCUGGGCAUCUUCAGCACAACCUCUCUGAUUAUCGGACGAAUCAUCGGUACCGGAAUAUUCUCUACCCCCUCCUCAAUCGUCAAUGGCGUCGGAUCUUUGGGGGCCUCGAUGCUCUUAUGGGUGCUGGGACUCUUGCUGUCUGUGUCGGGACUCUGCGUCUGGCUCGAGUUUGCCUGUAUGAUUCCUCGAAGCGGUGGCGAGAAAGUAUAUCUCGAGGCAGCAUAUCGUCGGCCGAAAAUGUUGAUCACGACAAUCUUUGCGGUCCAAGCGAUUGCCCUUGGCUUCACUGCUUCUGGUUGCAUUGUUUUUGCGUCAAACAUCUUGGUGGCAGCCAAUACGACAGUUACAGAAUGGGCAGAACGAGGCAUUGCCAUUGGAGUUAUCAUCUCCGUGACUCUGAUCCAUACAUUCGUUCCAAAGCUUGGGGUCCACGGAAUGAACUUUUUUACCAUUUUGAAACUCGUUGUUCUCAUUUUCAUCGUUGUUACGGGCUGGGUGGUCCUUGGGGGCGGUAUUUCUCAUAUACCUGAUCCUCAUGCCAGCUUUCACGAUGCCUUCGCUGGAUCAGCCAAGUCUGGCAAUCCAUAUGCAACAGCACUGUUCAAGGUGCUGAAUUCAUACGCGGGAUGGUCAAAUGCCAUGUACGUGAUGAAUGAAAUCAAGAAUCCCGUUCGAACUAUCAAGAUUGCUGGUCCUCUGGGUCUCUCGACUUGUGGGAUUCUAUACAUCCUUGCAAACGUGGCGUACUUUUCCGCAGCAACACCCGCAGAAAUUGCAGCAAGCGGAACCACUGUCGCCUCAUUCUUCAUGAAGAAAGUAUUCGGGCGAGCCGCCCAGAGAGCACUUAGUGUUCUCGUGGCUCUUUCGGCAUACGGAAAUGUAAUGACAGUAACCUUUGCGCAAUCUCGAGUUAACCAAGAGCUCGCAAAGGAAGGCGUUAUCCCCUUUCCACGAUUCUGGGCUUCAUCAUGGCCGUUCGGUUCCCCGUCUGCAGGCUUAAUCCUGCAUUUCAUCCCUUCGUUCAUCGUCAUCGUUGCUAUACCCUUUGGAGACGCCUACAGCUUCAUUCUCGAUGUAGAAGGAUACCCAGGAGCAGUUAUGAACUUUCUUGUAGUCUCGGGACUCUUUUAUCUCCGCUGGACCGAGCCCAAGGCGCCGCGACCAUUCAAGGUUUGGUUGCCCGUCGCGGCAUUCUUCAUGCUUGGACAAGCCUUCCAGCUUAUAGCUCCAUUUUUGAGACCUCCGGGAGGAAAGGGUGAUACCAGCCUCCCAUAUUGGCUUUAUGCCAUUGUGGGCAUAUCGAUUUUGGCAGCGUCUGUUGUCUACUGGCUUGUCUGGUGGGUAGCAGCACCCAAGUUGGGAGGAUACAAGUUGGUGCCGCACAAUGAGCCUCUUAAAGAUGGGACAAACGUGAUUGUUUACCAUCGCGUUUCUAAGAAGUCUCAAGAAGCUUGA